UUGUAAGACAUGCGUAAAAGAUUAGGAGCCUUUCAUGCAGAUUCGAUUGAAUAAUUUAUGCAAUUAUCUCAAUAAACUUAAGAACUUACUUCCAACUAUAAAUUAAAAGGGAACUUACUUGAACUUAAACAGAUUUAAGACACUGAUAAGGAUACAAAUGUAUUUAUUAAAUCCAGGAUCUAUUUAGACAUCAACUUAAGGAGAAGAAAUUGAUCUAAAGGAAUAUUAAAAUAUCAACAUUUUAAUUGUUGAUAAUACUAACUAAAUAGAAGACAUAUUUAAAUAUUGUGAUACUCCUAUAGAACCUAAAUUUAAUUAUCAUUUAGAAUAUUGUUCUAAAGUUGAAACAUCAAAUUAAAAGCAAAAUCAUUUUCACUUUUGGAUUAUUAAUUAAGAAUCACCACUAUAUUCAGAUCUUAUUAAUGGUAUUUCUUCUUUAACUAUAUUUUUAGUUUAUUUUACAAUUGCUGAUGCAUACAUAUAUUUAUAUAGUAAGUCUAUGGAACUUGAAUUUCAAUAAUUUACAGAGAAGGUUAGACUUCUUCACAAUAAUAAAAUCAGUAUAAUUUACAAAAUUGUUAAUAGUAAAAGAAUCAGUGUAAUUUUAAUUAAUAUUUUAAAGAGCAUGAACAACUUCUAAGAUAAGGAAAGUAUUAAAGAAGUAACACUUUAAAGUUUAGAUGAAGUUCUAAAAAGAAUAAAGGAUCAGUAUUUUUGAUUUCAUUAGAAUUCACUUUGCAAAAUAAUGCAUUUUAAGUGAUGAUUGUUUAUUGUUAUACAUUAGGC
Paramecium sonneborni is the source of this 786-nucleotide messenger RNA. The record is from the annotation of a GenBank genome assembly. Lineage: Eukaryota; Ciliophora; Oligohymenophorea; Peniculida; Parameciidae.